AUGACCACAAUAAUCAUAAUGAAUCAAUUAAUCUUCAUUAUAAAUUCACUACAAUCUAAUCUAAAGCUAUUUAUUUUUAAUAUUACCAAGAAUCUAUAUAGACCAGCCCAAUCAUCCAGCUGGAAUACGACGAUUCGUCUCUCUCGAAAUGCAUUUCAAAUGGGAGAGAAAGAAGAACAAAAGAAUAUUGAAAAUAAAGAUGAUAAUAAGAAUAAUAAUGAUGAAGUAGACAAGUCGACGACUCCCACAUCAACAGAUAAACCAGAAACGUCGACGGCAAAGGAACCAAUUGUAUUGGUUGACGUUUCAGAGUUGGAGGCUAAACAUGCCAAUUCAUUCUAUGAUGAAGUAGAAAUUGAAGAUAUGGAGUUUAACGAAGAGGAAAGAGUAUUCUACUACCCGUGUCCUUGUGGUGAUCGAUUCGUUAUCACUGAAGAAGAGAUAUUGGCUGGUGAAGAGGUUGCAAAGUGUCCAUCAUGUAGUUUAUUGAUUAAAGUUAUUUAUUCUCCUGAGGAUUUCAUUAUCGAAGAAGAUUCUUAA
Messenger RNA from Cavenderia fasciculata, 540 nucleotides. RefSeq names its product diphthamide biosynthesis protein 3 (gene dph3). The record is from RefSeq and is a predicted model, not a curated record. Gene Ontology annotation, biological process: protein histidyl modification to diphthamide. Bases 1 to 540 code for a protein of 179 amino acids. The transcript has 5 exons. NCBI's taxonomy places the organism in Eukaryota, Evosea, Eumycetozoa, Acytosteliales, Cavenderiaceae. Gene Ontology annotation, molecular function: metal ion binding.